Acanthochromis polyacanthus (spiny chromis) is the source of this 4866-nucleotide messenger RNA. It is a transcript of the gene nptxrb, whose product is annotated as neuronal pentraxin receptor b. The record is from RefSeq and is a predicted model, not a curated record. The transcript has 6 exons. Bases 170 to 2023 code for a protein of 617 amino acids. Lineage: Eukaryota; Metazoa; Chordata; Actinopteri; Pomacentridae.
CCAGUACCUCGCUCCUCCUCUCCAGCGGUCCCCAUGGUAACGCACAGGGUAGAGCAGCUUAGCAACACGGAGACAGAGCGGCGGCAUCCGUGGUCCAGACAGCGCGACAGCAGCGAGAGGACAACAGCAGCAGCGCCUGGCAAACAGCCGUCAGUCUGCUGUGUUCACAAUGAAGUUCGUGGUGGUUCUUGUUGGAGCGGGCGCUCUGGCCUUCCUCGGAGCGGCCAUCUGCAUCAUCGCCAGCGUUUAUCCCCGAAAACGCGCCGCGCCUCUCAGCGACAACGGUACCCUGGCAUCGGAGACGCUGCUGGAGCCGCUGGAGCCGGGAUCGGUGGCUCACGCCGGACCGCUGGGCGCUCUGCACGGCGCCGAGUCGUACGAUGGAGGGAACGGGCUGGGAGGAAUCGGCCUGGAGGUUCCCACUCUGAACGAGCUCAACCUCGGGGAGCAAACAGGGGGAGGAACGGCCAAACAGUUCAGCUUCAGCCGACUCAUCUGCACUCCUGUCCCGGUCGGAGAAUGUAAGACCAAAGAGCUGAGGCAGCGGCGGCAGCAGCAGCAGCAGCAGCAGCAGCAGCAGCAGCAGCAGGCGGAUGAGCCGCUGUACGGAAACGGGGAUGAAGACCUCCGGACCACCGCCGAGGAGCUCCGGCAGAUGGUCCUACAGCAGAACGAUCAGAUACUCAUGGACCAGAGGACCAUCCGGGAGCUGACCGGGAAGCUAAGCGAGUGUGAAAGCGGUCUGGAGGACGAGAGGAGCGUCCCGGAGCGGAGCAUCGGGGUCUGGAGCGGGAACCGCCGCGUCAUGGCCGGGGAUGAUGUGAGCUCCUCCGCCGCGGCGCAGCUGCAGACGGCGCGGGCCGUGGAGGAACUGGCCCGGGCAAUCAUGGACCUGAAGGACCGCAUAGAGAAACUAGAGGCAGAGAUCGGUCCUGCUGCCUUGAACCUUUCCGACACAUCCGUUGGUGCAACAAGCAGCAGCAGCAGCAGCAGCAGCAGCAGCAGCAGCAGCAGCAGCAGCAGCAGCAGCAGCAGCCCUCCUGGUAACACCGGCAGAGCUCCAGCUCCACCCACCGGCAGUGCUUCCUCCCCACCUGCCGGCGCUGCCCCAGGGGCCCGCCGUCCCGCUUCCCCAGCCUCCCCUGCCUCACCUGCCCCCAGGCCUCCCGCCAAGGGUUCCCCUGGGCGUGGAAAGGGCACCUGGAGGGUGGAGGACCUGGAGGGAGAGCUGGAGAGAAAAAUAAAGAUGCUGGAAAAGGAGCGUCAGGCCAUGAGAAAGGAGACACAGGGCCAACAUGAGAAGAUCAACCAGGGGAUCGAUACCGUCAACCACCGCGUCACUGAGCUGGAACACACGCUGACUGAACCGUCGUUCCCUGACGGCUUCGUGCUGUCCUUCCCCAUGAGGACCAACUACAUGUACGGCCUGGUCAGGAAAGAGAUAACUGAGAUGUACGCCUUCACUGCCUGCGUAUGGCUCAAGGCCAAAGAAGGAGGCAUCGGGACCCCGUUCUCCUACUCUGUGCCGGGUCAGCCCAAUGAGCUGGUGCUGCUACAGGGAGUCCACAAUCCUGUGGAGCUGCUCAUCAACGACAAGGUGGCGCAGCUGCCUCUAUCUCCACCGCAGGACGAGUGGCAGCACAUCUGUGUCAGCUGGACCCUGAGGGACGGGGUGUGGAAGGCCUACCAGGGGGGCAAGAUGAAGGGCAGGGGAGAGGGACUGGCUGCCUGGCAUCCCAUCAAACCUGGGGGUGUGCUCAUACUGGGACAGGAGCAGGAUACGUUGGGCGGGCGUUUUGAUGCCUCCCAGGCCCUGGUUGGUGAGCUUUCCCAGUUCAACCUGUGGGACCGGGUGCUGAAACCUGCAGAGGUGGCUGCCCUGGCUGAGUGCAGCUCCUCAGCUCUGGGGAACAUCGCCCCCUGGACCGACCAUGACGUGGAUGUCUACGGCGGAGCCACCAAGGAGUCCCUGGACCCAUGCCAUGCUGCUCAGAGGUCCAGCCCCUCCAACCCCAAACAGUGAAGGGUGACUGGGAGAGGUCGACCAAGGGCGGUCGUGUUUGAUAGGGCAAUUUAGGAGUCCAUUCAGGAGUUUAAAGUCGUAUCAAAUUGGAGUUUACAGUAUAUUUACUUGUUCCUGGGUGGGAAGCUUGCCGGUGGACUGAAAGAUGGCGCUAUUAAGUCGUUAAGAGUGGUGUAUCUGUUUUGUUCUUUGUGUUGGUGUCCACACUCAUGUGUUUACUUCUGCAGUGAGAUACAGUGAGUUUAGUCACAGAAUCACCUUAGUGAAGGCUGCAUGGGGCGAUCAACGUCUGGCAUGAACAGUUUCAAUGGAGACACUAAAUAAUAGACUACCGAUCGGAUCUGGUGCCACUUUCUGUUUAAGGGAAUAGUCUGUUGGACCAGUUAACCAUACAUGAUUAUUUCAGGCAAAGGGCCUUGAUGGGUUUGAAUACAGUCAUAGAAAUAACCUUUACUGAUGCUGUAUCUAAGGGUUUUGUCGUUUUACAACAAAGUGACACAAAAUUCUGUCUUUGCUCAUCUUGUGUCCAGUUGGUUGUUUUAAAUGCUACAACUGAUUUCUGAGAUGCUCUUGUGGUAAUAUUCAUUUUAUCACUCAAUGGGAAACAAAACGAGUUUUUGUUCAAUUUUAACUGUAUAUGAUCCUGUUGAAUAACGUCUGUGUGCUCUUAAGUUUUCUAUAUUGCAUACCAUGAUCUGGUAAAACAGUGGUCUUAUAAAUGUAUAAUGUGUAAUGUACCUCUGCUAGUGUUGCUCUGUACCAGUCUGCUCCCCCUGCUGUAGCCUCUCACACACCUCACUAAGCAAAGCGGCAGCAUUUUGCUUUGUAACGUAGACAAAGCAGCACUCUCAACGGACCUCUGGAAUAAACAUUUCAUGUCUAACUAAGCACCAAUCAGACACUGAUAUAAUGAUGAUAAAACCGUUGUACCCUUGAAUGUAAACCAGAUGGAAUUUAAGUGUGUUUGCAUGAGUGUUUUCACAUUUCUUGUCAAAAAAACCCCAACAACUAAACAUGCAAAUUACAUUGUUUGUGUCCCCCAGACUGCCUCACAACACACUUUAGCGAUGUGUUUUUGGUCAAAAAUGUCCUCACAGACAGCGAGGGGCAAGUCUGAAGAUUCCAUGAUGAAUAGAUAAUGAUGUGUAUGUAAUAGCUGGCUCUGUGCAGAGGAACAGCCUGAAAAGAAUUUCUUUUACCAACAAGCACACACUGACAAUUUGGAGUCGACCCACACAGAAGCGUCUGGAUCUGCUAUCGUUAGGUGACUGUAAAUCCCUGCUUCUGUUACUAUUUUCGCAAAGUAAAGCACAACAAAGCAAACACAUAAAUAGAAAGAAAACUGAAUUAGAGUCCGAUGCCAUUUUUUUUGUCAUAAACAGCAAAAACUAUAUUAUCCGUCUUCUUUGUUCCAAAAAACAUCUAAUGCCAUGUAUACAUCAUGCAAACAUUUAUAUCAGAAAGAGUCUAAUAGUGGAUAUCCAUUACAGAGACAGUUAGUAAAAUAUUCAGCAUAAGCAAAAUCAUUUCAAAAGGCUUCUUGACAUUUCCCUUGAAUGAAAUGUUUUUUUUAAUUUUUUAAUUUUACAGCACAGUUUCUUUAUAGUCGACCUUUAUAGCUAUUUGUCACAUUUACCACUUUGGUGUUAAUAUAAUCUGUAUUUAAUAAUAGUUAGACUGCAAAUUAAUGACAGAAUCAAGAUGUGUUUGUCAUACAAGUAAAAAAAAGUACCUGAGGAUAACUGUCUCAUUGCAAUGUAGAGUCUGACCAACACUGGAUAUUUGGGGCCAAUGCGGACACUAAUUGAAGGCAAACAAAAAAACACUCUGAUAACAGCACCGUGGCAGAUAUUUUUUGUACAUAUACAUAUAUUUAUACAUUCAGUAAGUUAUAUUGAAAAGGAAAAAUAAUUAAUAAUCACUUGUUAACUCUCCAGCAGCGUAUUUCACAACUACAAAUACAAACCAAUCAUAAAGACAAAGCACUUUCAAUGGACUCCGCACCACCGUCUGCUCAGCUGUGAUACAUACUCUGCUACAUGUGCUGCAGACAGUGCUGAGUAUUGUAAGCAAUGGAGGAUGUUCUGCUCUGCUGAACAAACUAUCAGUUCUAAAUUAGCCUAAGCAUCCUAUUCUGCAUUAUGUUCAGUGCAUAGACGACAACAUGUAUGCUGAUACUGAUUUUAAUAGAGGAUUUUCUUCUAUAGCUACUGCAAUGACAGAGUUUUGCUUGAGCCAGGUGUGGCUUCAGAUAGACUGAUCACCUGAAACUCUGAUGCUCUCUGCAUCACAUUCUUGGGAUUAGAUUGCGACUUUUCUUUUGAAUAUGCUCCGUGAAAUGACAGCAUUCCUCCGAUGUUCAGCAUCUGAUUUGCAUCUUUGCUCGCAACAACAAAACAGAUGGGAUGUGCCGAAUGUCUUGCUUCGUGUUCACAGUGGACAUCACAGGAACAGAAGGUGGAGGAAGCCAGACACACUGUGAGGGCUGAGGGUUUGAUUCUCACUUUGGCCAACUACACUAAAAAUGUAACCAGUCAACACUGUGCAGCAAAAUGAACUGUGGUCAAGAUACAGUCAGUGCUUCUGUUCACUUAUUACCUCAAGACAUCAGCCCCACAUAUGAUCUGACACCUUGUUGUAAAGUGCCUGCCUGGGCUUUCAGGCCCAAAAAAAUAGUCAAAUGUUUUUAUGUUUUCUUCUCCGUCUCUUUCUUCUUCUUCUCUCUCUUGUUUUUGGUUGUUGAUGGCUGUGACAGUGUUGCGCUUGUCCUUAUUUGCAUCUUCAUGGAUCUUCUUUGAUAUUGUGAAAUAGGUGGAUAAACUAAUAAAAUGGCUAUGACAACA